Molecule: messenger RNA, 1523 nt
Organism: Paramecium octaurelia
Lineage: Eukaryota; Ciliophora; Oligohymenophorea; Peniculida; Parameciidae
Source: the annotation of a GenBank genome assembly
AUGGAUCAAUGUGAUUCUUCUAAGUUGAAAAUAGACUACUUGAGUUAGGAAAUCCAAAAUUUAAACCAAAGGUUAGAAGAAUAAAUAACCAUAAACUUGCAAUAUUAAAGUCUAAUUAAUGGUCGAACUGAUAUGAAAAUGCUUUUGAGUGUUAUGCAAUCGGAAUAAGAACUUUUGAAAUAAUAAAUAACGAAAUUACUUACAGAGAGGAAUGAAGCAGUAUCAAAGGUAAUUCACCAUGUAAUUUAGGUUCUUAUUCUAGAAUAAAUACUCUAAGUCACUCAAUAGGAAAGUGAUUUCAUUCUCAAAGAGUCAGAACAAAGAAUUAAGCAACUGCAAGAACAAAUAAAAUAUUAUGAGUAGUCAUGCUAAAACCUGAAUCUUUACGAGAACGAUCCUCAAAAUGAGGGUUAUUUAAUAAAGUAUAAAUAAGUAUAAAUAUAUUACAUUUUUAAGAUUGUGAAUUUGAAUGAGGCCACCUUGAGAUUGCAAUAGGAGAUCGAGAAUUACAAGAUUCAAUUGGCUUUGGCUCACAUGAAGAUGAGUAAGUUAUAGGAAUCCAAAAACGAUUUAAUUUAGUUGAACUUUGUAAAUCCACAUAAUAUACAUUUAGACUCUCUCAAACGAGAUAUGUAGAUUGAAGAUGUAACCGAAUCAAGGAGUGAAAAAUGUAGACAAAUACAUCUCCUAACUAAUUGAAGUCCAAAAGAAGUUGGUCGAGAUCGAAGAUGAUGAUUCAGAUAAGGAUUGCACAUCUCCAAUGGGAGAUAGAAUUCAAUGUUGCUCAAAUAAAUGUAUAAAUGAAUCAAUAUUGAGAGACCAUUUUAACUUAGCACAAUAUGCCAAAAUUGGAUUUGAAGAGGGCUCAACAAAUAUAAGCCUUUACCUUAUAACAAAUCAACAUGAAACAACAAAAGAACCAAGAUUUAAAUCAAUUAGAGGAACUAUAAAAAUGGGUAAAUGAAUAUAAGUAUUUGAAAAAUAACUACGAUGCUUCCAAAAUACUAUUUGAUUAAUUGAAGAUUCAAUUCGAGGAUCUCCAAAGGAAAUACUAUGAAACAUUAUCAAUAAACGCCACUUUGAUUCGGGCAAAUCAAAAUUACGAAGAAAAAUGGUAGAGCAUCAACAAACAACAUAUCAUAUAUAAGGAAUUUUAUUUGUAGUAUAAGGAUUCCAUUGAAAUAUUCAAUAAAAGUCUAAGCAAUAAAAAACUAUAGGAAUCGCUAUCUGAAAGGAAGGAUCUGUGUGAAUUUUCAAUGUAAGAUUCAAAGUUGAGACCGACAUCUUAAUUGAGGAGAUCCAGUGUUAACGUAGUUGGAAUUACAUCAGUGGAUUCAACAGCCAAUUGCAUCAACUACAAAGAUAAAUUAAUCCAAAUGACUAAGGAUGUUUUUUAAAUAUUCAAGAAGAAGUAGAAUGAAAAUGAAAGUAGCGAUGAAGAUAUUCCUAAAUUGAACCAAAUGAAAAGGGAAUUUACUGUAUCCAACAAUUUUCAAUCUAAAUAACGACAAGUAAAAAAAUGA